AUGCCUGAGAAAACAGUCUCAGACUGCAGUUGGGUCUUCAACAACAAGUUCCUUAAAAGCAACAGGCAAACAGAAUGGGUCAACCCUACAGUAGAACACUUCCUAAGAGCAUACUCUGGAGUCAAUCAAAAGGACUGGGUAAAAUGGCUCCCCAUGGCUGAGUUUGCAUAUAACAAUGCAGUUCAUACCAGCACCAGCAAAUCCCCAUUCAAAGCACUGUAUGAAUGGGAACUUGCCUUAACCCCAAGCAAUGUACCUACAGACAUCUUGGAAGCCAACAACCUGGCCAACCAGAUGGAAGCUCAAUGGCAAGAAGUAGAGGCAGCUCUCUGGCAAUCCAAGUCAUGUAUGGUAGCCAGAGAAUCAGGAGAACCUAUGCAAUUUGAGGUUGGGGAGGAAGUUUGGCUGGAUGCCAAGAAUGUCAAAUUGAAGACCCUGAGCCCCAAGCUAAUAGAACAGCAGCUAGGACCCUUCAAAGUCACUGAAAAGAUCUCCAAUUGUGCCUACUGCCUUGAACUGCUGCCCACAAUGAGAAUCCACAAUGUCUUCUACAUGAGAUUAUUGUCAAAAGUCAAACAGGACAAGAAGCAUGCCUUUGAAAGUUGCCCCCUACCAGUCACAAUCAAUGGAGAAGAGGAAUACAAGGUGGAAGGGAUCACAGACAUGGAAGAGAGAAACAGUGAAUGGUUUUUCAGGGUGAAAUAG
Molecule: messenger RNA, 705 nt
Organism: Rhizoctonia solani
Lineage: Eukaryota; Fungi; Basidiomycota; Agaricomycetes; Cantharellales; Ceratobasidiaceae
Exons: 2
Coding region: 1-705 (234 amino acids)
Molecular function (GO): nucleic acid binding
Source: RefSeq, a predicted model, not a curated record